AUUCAUCUUGCCCAUCUCAAUUUCAAUGUCACAUCACUCCAAUUAUGAUAAAAUUUGAUAUUUAUCGUGAAGAACCCAUCCUUCUGGAGUAUUUGAUGCAGGGAAUCAACUGGCAAAUGACAAAUUUUCAAUAUAAAGUUGCAGAAAUCAAUUCCUAAUUUGCAGAGCAGCAUCUUUCAGAGAAAUUUCAGUACCCAGAAAAUAUGGAAGGAGGCGAGACCGUGUGCGUGACCGGAGCCUCAGGAUUCAUUGGGUCUUGGCUCGUCAUGAGGCUCCUUGAACGAGGGUACUUUGUCAAGGCAACUGUGCGCGAUCCUGAGAAUGUGAACAAGUUGAAGCAUUUGUGGGAGUUGCCAAAAGCCAGCACCCACCUGAGCUUGUGGAGAGGGGAAUUGGCUGAGGAAGGAAGCUUUGACGAUGCAAUUCAAGGGUGUAGCGGAGUAUUCCAUGUUGCUACUCCUAUGGAUUUCUCUCCUGAUCGAGAUUUAGAGGCUGAAACUAUAAAGCCUACAGUAAAUGGGGUCUUGAACAUCAUGAGAUCCUGCUUGAAGGCAAAGACCAUUAGAAGAUUCAUCUACACCUCAACCACAGGAGCAGUUACCGUCGGACCGCCACCACCACCGCCAGAGUAUGAUGAAAGCUUUUGGACUGACAUUGAUUUCUGCUAUGCCGAGAAGAUGCCUGGAUGGGCAUAUUUUGUUGCAAAAACAAAAGCUGAGAAAGCAGCCUGGGAAUUUGCCAAGGAAAAUGACCUAGAUCUCAUCACCAUUCAUCCAUCUGUGGUGGUGGGUCCAUUUCUUACCCCUUCAAAGCCUUUCAGUAUAGACUUAGGAAUGGCCUUGAUCACAAGAAAUGAAGCACUCUACAGCAUGUUGGCUAGAGUGAGAGCAGUGCACGUGGAUGAUGUAUGCAGUGCUCACAUAUUCCUCUUUGAACAUCCACAAGCAAAAGGGAGAUACAUAUGCUCCUCUCAUACUUUUACUAUUGUGGAUUUAGCAAAAUCUCUGAACCAAAAGUAUCCUCAGUACAAUGUUCCUUCCAAAUUUGAGGGUAUUGAUGAAUCUCUGAAAACUAUCCCAUGCUCAUCAAAGAAGCUAAUGGACUUGGGAUUCACAUUCAAAUAUGAGUCUAGCAAAUAUGAUUCGGGAGAUUUAUAUGCGGAAGCUUUUGAUUUUUGCAAAGAGAAGGGGUUUAUGCCACAACCAUAGUGUGUUAUGCAGCAAAGAAGGGAUUCCAUCUCAAGGCAUUUGAUUAGCUUUAAUAUGGACUUGCCUUUGUUAAAUUUGUAAUAUUUGUGGUUUGAUUUACUGCUUAAUAAACUGUUAAAUUGAAAAAAAAAAAAAGUUAAAAGAAAGGGAGAGCCAAUAAAAAAAACUAAUGGGUGGAUCAUGGACAAAUGUGAUAUUUAAUACAGUAAAAUCUAGAUCGAGUUUAUAAA
Molecule: messenger RNA, 1438 nt
Organism: Manihot esculenta (cassava)
Lineage: Eukaryota; Viridiplantae; Streptophyta; Magnoliopsida; Malpighiales; Euphorbiaceae
Product: bifunctional dihydroflavonol 4-reductase/flavanone 4-reductase
Exons: 6
Coding region: 204-1208 (334 amino acids)
Biological process (GO): anthocyanin-containing compound biosynthetic process
Molecular function (GO): dihydroflavanol 4-reductase activity
Source: RefSeq, a predicted model, not a curated record